GACGAUGUCCGCGUAAGAUUUCACAAACAGCUCCAGUUUUCCCUGUAGAAGUUUGAGGUAGCGCUUGAGGACUUCCGAGAGACCUGAGCACGUCUGCAGAGAAGAUGAGGCUUUCAAUGUGGCGUUCUUGGACAUUUUGAAAGAGAGGACGAGGACAGUCUUUUGCAGCAGUUUUGCGUUUGUCCCUCUUGUCGCGGGCAGUGGGGUCUGGCUCUGAUCUUGCCCUGCUCCCAUCCCAUGUGUGGAGCCUGUGUAGCCGCAGGAGGAGAAGAGCCGAGGACGACGAGGAGGAGGAGGAAGAGGAAGUCCAAAACCAGUUCGAAACCUGGACUACACCUAAACUCUUGUCCAGUCCUGUGUCCCUGCUGCAGAGGCCCCGUGGAGCUGCCGUGCUGGACGUGGACUUCAGCCGUCUCCAGUCUCCCGGAGUAUCCCAAAGUGAGCUCAGGACGCGCCUGUGAGGAGAGAGGGGCGGAGUCUAAUCAGAGUGAACAGGAGGAAGCUUUAAACAGACACACCACCAGCGUUACAGUAUGGGAUGGCGAUAUAGACCUUCAUGAUGAGGAGAUGAAACUGUCAGUGUAUGGUCUGCACUUUGCUUUGGACUCCUCUCACGUCCCUUCAUCUAUUUGUCUUUCCAACUCCUCCCUGACUGCAGCAUACACAGCCAAGAGUCACACCAGACCUGCUUUAUCCAAUGGUCCAGUGCAGCCUAUGCCCAUGCUGAGUGGAGAUGUUGUGCUCCGAAAAGGACAGUAUUACUGGGAGGUGGAUGUCUGUAACAGCGCCCUCUACAGGAUCGGCGUGCGCUCCCAGGACAGUUCUUGUUGCUGGUGGUUUGAAAGAAAAGGAGUGCACUUUUCCGCUGCGUACGACGGGACAGUGGAGCCCGUCUGCAGAGUCCCUCCCGGCAUCAAAACCAUCGGACUGUUCCUCAACAUCACCGGAGGAGGUUUAAGUUUCUACAACGCUCUGUCCCAGGAACAUCUCGUGACCUUACCCACGCGGUUUGACCCCGGCGGAGUGGUGCCUGCUUUUGCGUUGGGACAGGGAAGGCUGAGGAUUCGCACGGGUUUGAGCCCGCCUCCUCUGGUGUUUCACAGUAAGGACUCGGGGUACAGGGGGGCACAGGGCACUGACAGGGGAGAGUGGAGAAAAGGGGUGGCGUUUGGGUCGGUCAAAAAGGUGGUGCAGAAGUUUGAGGAGCUGGCGUUGUCACAGUAA
Messenger RNA from Boleophthalmus pectinirostris (great blue-spotted mudskipper), 1224 nucleotides. Its product is annotated as probable E3 ubiquitin-protein ligase MID2. The transcript is spliced from 6 exons. Bases 238 to 1224 code for a protein of 328 amino acids. Lineage: Eukaryota; Metazoa; Chordata; Actinopteri; Gobiiformes; Gobiidae. The record is from RefSeq and is a predicted model, not a curated record. Gene Ontology annotation, molecular function: protein binding.